Molecule: messenger RNA, 4023 nt
Organism: Spathaspora passalidarum NRRL Y-27907
Lineage: Eukaryota; Fungi; Ascomycota; Pichiomycetes; Serinales; Debaryomycetaceae
Product: chromatin-remodeling ATPase
Exons: 1
Coding region: 1-4023 (1340 amino acids)
Biological process (GO): DNA-templated transcription; DNA repair; chromatin remodeling
Cellular component (GO): nucleus; Ino80 complex
Molecular function (GO): DNA binding; ATP-dependent chromatin remodeler activity; histone binding
Source: RefSeq, a predicted model, not a curated record
AUGAAUAUCUCGUCUAUGCUAUCCAAUGAUAGUACUGUACCAACACCAACAACUCAAUCACCCUUACAUGUGACUACCGAUCAAACUCCCAUACCAACCACAUCAUUGCUACAGGGGAAUAAUACUGUCCCUAAUCCAUCCUCAACUGUUGCCAAUUUGGUUCCUGUCAGUGCUGCCAGUACUGGUACUGAAAAUGGCCAUGGACAACAUCUUUCUAGAGAGGAUUCAAUUGUUAGUGAUAUAAUAUCCACCCAUAACUAUAACAACAAUGACACUUACGAUGUUGCAUAUAAAACCAAAUUUGAAUCAAACUUCAAUAUCCUUAACCAAUUAGACCAGUACCAACAGUUAAGUCACAACUUGAAAUUGUUAAAAUUUGAUGAAAUUAAAUUGAACAACUUUAUUAUCAACACUAAUAAAUUCACCUCAAAUUAUAUUGAUCGUGUUAUUGCUGAAGAUAUUUCAUCUAGAAAUAACAAGAUUAGUGACACUAACAAGAGUAAAGAAUUACAACUUAUAGAUUAUUCAAAACCUUUGCAUCAUAAUACUACUAGAGGUAAAGAAUUUAAAUGGGGUUCCACCAGAGAAGUUCACAAGGUUGAACUGAAGAAGAAGAGACGAGUAGCAUCUUCUUCUACUACUGCUGCAUCUCCAAACGGAUCAUCUGGUCCGGUAUUGAUUAAACCAAAACUUGGUGACAAUGUUGCUGUUAGAAGAAGUACACGUCCUAAACCAAAGAGAAAGUUGCCCGUAGAAGAACAAACAGAGGAGGAAGAAGAUCAUCAUAAGAAGGUGAAGUUAGAACAAGAUGGUAAAUUGAAAAUCAAGCUUUCGGUUAAGAAGCCUGAACCAGUUAAUGUUAAUUCCAAAGAAUACAAGGCAUUCCUUAGACAAUAUGAUAAUACUUGUAUUGCAAUUUGGAAAGAUAUGUCACGUAAAGAUGGUCCAAAGGUUAGUAGAUUGAUGCAACAAUCUACUCAAGCUAAAUUGAUUAACUUGAAAAAGACUUCUAUCUUGGCUGCUAGAGAAGCCAAACGUUGGCAAUUGAAAAAUAACAAGAAUCAAAAGGAUUUGACUACAAAGGCAAGAAGAGCAAUGAGAGAAAUGUUUAAUUUCUGGAAACGUAAUGAAAGAAUAGAACGUGAAUUAAGAAAGAAAUACGAGAAGGAAUUGUUGGAUAAAGCCAAACGUGAAGAAGAAGAACGUGAAGCUAAACGUCAAUCACGUAAAUUGAAUUUCUUGAUUACUCAAACUGAAUUAUACUCCCAUUUUAUUGGUAAGAAGAUUAAAACUGAUGAAAUUGAAGGUAGUGAUUCUGAUCCAAACUUGGUUAAACAUGAUAAGUCUCACUUGGAUAAGUACACUGAUAUUGAAAGUAAAUCUCAUGAUAUCAACACUCUUGAUUUUGAAAAUGAAGAUGAUGAUGCAUUACAUCGUGCUGCUGCCCAAAAUGCCCAAAAUGCAUUGGAAUUGGCACAAUCAAGAGCAAAAGAAUUUAACGAUGAACCAUUAAAGAAUCCUGAUACAAACGGUGAAGAAAUGAAUUUCCAAAAUCCUACAUUACUUGGUGAUAUUACUAUCCCACAGCCAAAGAUGUUAACAUGCACAUUAAAAGAAUAUCAAAUCAAGGGAUUGAAUUGGUUGGCUAAUUUGUAUGAACAAGGUAUUAAUGGGAUCUUGGCUGAUGAAAUGGGGUUAGGUAAAACUGUUCAAAGUAUUUCCGUAUUGUCAUAUUUAGCUGAAACUCAUAACAUCUGGGGUCCAUUCCUUGUUGUUACUCCCGCAUCAACAUUACACAAUUGGCAACAAGAAAUUAGUAGAUUUGUUCCUAAUUUCAAAGUGUUACCUUAUUGGGGGAAUGCAAAAGAUAGAAAGAUUUUACGUAAAUUUUGGGACAGAAAAAGUUUAAGAUAUACCAAAGAUUCCCCAUUCCAUGUGUUGGUUACUUCAUAUCAAUUAGUUGUUGCUGAUGCAGCUUAUUUUCAAAAAAUGAAGUGGCAAUAUAUGAUUUUAGAUGAAGCGCAAGCUAUUAAGUCAUCACAGUCUUCAAGAUGGAAAUCCUUGUUGUCAUUUUCAUGUCGUAAUAGAUUGUUGUUGACAGGUACUCCAAUUCAAAAUUCUAUGCAAGAAUUGUGGGCCUUGCUUCAUUUUAUCAUGCCUUCAUUAUUUGAUUCUCAUGAUGAAUUCAGUGACUGGUUUUCCAAAGAUAUUGAAAGUCAUGCACAAUCAAAUACCAGUUUGGAUGAGCAACAAUUGAGACGUUUACAUGUUAUUUUGAAGCCAUUCAUGUUGAGAAGAAUUAAGAAGAAUGUUCAAAGUGAAUUGGGUGAUAAGAAGGAAAUUGAUAUCAUCUGUGAUUUGACCAAUCGUCAACAAAAGUAUUAUCAAAUGUUAAGAUCUCAAAUUUCGAUCAUGGAUUUAUUAGAUUCUUCUUCUUUGAAUUCCCUGUCUUCUGAUGAUGCUACAAGUUUAAUCAAUUUGGUUAUGCAGUUUAGAAAAGUUUGUAACCAUCCCGAUUUAUUUGAAAGAGCAGAUGUUAAAUCUCCAUUUUCUUUUGGAAAAUUUGCUGAGACUAGUAGUUUCUUGAGAGAAACAAAUGAAUUAGAAAUGAGUUAUACAACCGAAAAUGUUGUUAGUUAUAACUUGCCAAAAUUGAUAUAUGAUGAAUUGUUAACACCCAACGAAAAGACUGACUCUAAGGAUUCAAUUUAUGAAAUGUUUAAUAUUUAUAAACCUGAGCAUGUGAAGGAUAAUCAACAGUUUGGCUGGUUGAAGUCAAUCGAUGUUUCUCCUCAAGAACUAAACACAUAUACUAGAAGGCACAUAGUUGAGCGAGCAAUUGAUUUACAGGAAUAUACUGAUAUUAAUUAUUCCAAGGUGAGUCGAUUCAACUAUCUUUAUGAGGGUGAAUUUGUCCCUAACAACAAGAAAUUGUUGAUUACUCAAUACGAAAACAAGUUUUCCAAUAUCACUAACUCAUCCAUUCUUUCCAAAUUAUACUCAAUCCAAGAUCAUGUUUAUGAAGAUAUGUUUAUAAAUGUUAUUUCUCCAGCUGCGGAACCAUUAGCUUCAGCACCACCAAUCACAAGUGUAUGUUCAUCGAGAAACUUCUAUUAUAAAACCCAAGAUGUUUUAUUCAACCCUAAGAUUAGAUCUAGUCUUUUACCAUUACCAUUAUCACAAGAAUAUCAAUUAAUGACCGAAAAUACUCCACUUGAAUCAUAUCCUAAAUCGAACAUGUUACCCUCUCCAGUCAACAAGAAGAUUGAUUAUUCGAACAUUCGUAUGCCAUCCAUGAAUAGAUUUAUCACUGAAUCAGGUAAAUUGGCUAAACUUGACGAAUUGUUAGUUGAAUUAAAACAAGAGGGCCAUCGUGUUCUAAUUUACUUCCAAAUGACAAGAAUGAUGGAUUUAAUGGAAGAAUAUUUGACUUAUAGGCAACAUAAAUAUAUUAGAUUGGAUGGUUCUUCUAAGUUAGAUGAUAGAAGAGAUUUAGUUCAUGAUUGGCAAACCAAGCCGGAAUUAUUUAUAUUUUUGUUGUCUACAAGAGCUGGUGGAUUAGGUAUUAACUUAACUGCUGCUGACACUGUUAUCUUUUAUGAUUCUGAUUGGAAUCCAACCAUUGAUUCUCAAGCCAUGGAUCGUGCUCAUAGAUUGGGACAAACUAAACAAGUCACAGUAUACAGACUUUUAACCCGAGGAACAAUUGAAGAGAGAAUGAGAGAUAGAGCUAAACAAAAGGAACAAGUUCAACAAGUGGUCAUGGAAGGUAAAGCUACAAUCACCAAGAAAGAAGAACAUAUUAAUAAGAAGAAGGAUGUUGCGUUCUUGUUAUUGGGUGAUUCUCCAAGUGAUGUUCUGAGCGGAAAGACUUCAACUACAUCAACCCCAGAACCAGAAAGUGCAAAUGGUAAAAAGAAAUAUAGAGUUAGUGCUGACGAUGCAUUAUCAAGUAAAAAACUUCAAGAAUUAUAUCAUGAAGGUGAAGGUGAAUUUUCAGGAAAUGUUACUCCUGCACCAUAA